AUGGAACAGUUGGUCGCGAGACCCCGGGCCCGCGCAGUGCAACUGUCAAUGCUUAUCGAAUUUAUUUGUCAAAAAGUCUAUACGGAUUUGAUGCGGCUGGUUGACCUACUUCCGAGCAAAACGGAUCUGGAGAAGAAGACAGAAAUUGCAACUUUCUUUAGUCGCACUCGACAUUUAUUCAUUCGAUUAGAGGCUCUCGUCAAAUGGUCUAAUAAUGCUUCCAAAGUUGACAAGUGUGAGGUUACUCUGACUUUGAUGUCCGAAGCUGUUGACUUCCCUUGGCGUGUUUUGGAUGUGGAGUUCUUAAUUAAAGAUCCGGCGACGAAUGCUUUCUCUGUGUCACUACAGCUGGACCUACUACAUGGUCAAGCCCAACGAGCUCGUCUCAAACGUCCGGCAGACCAAUUGGUCAUUGAGAAUUAUCGGCCUGGGCAAACCUUGGCCAUCUCUUACUGGCAUGGUCUGAGUCGAAACAAGUUUCAGGCGCUUCUAUCACCGGAUGGCAAACUCCUUCCCGUCUCUUACUCGCUAAUCAUACACGUGGAUCCGCUUGAUGCACAACGACCAUUGUGCGUGAGCCACAGACCCGAACUGCCUGCGACUGAGUCUCAUCGGAUCGGAACCUUGUUACAGGAUUUACGGCAAACUCUGAUGCUACUCAGCCCGGGUCCUGUUCGUUUAGCGGAUGCCCCACUUUGUUUGUACGUUCCAUUACUUUGGCCCUGUCAUCCGGAGGAAUAUUUACAGUUUCGUGUCGAUCCCACUCAAGGCACGAUCUCUGCCGCGUGUCCCCUGCUCACUUCAACGGAGACAGAUAAACUGCUCGUUGGUCCAUUCUCUAACACACAGCCUGCGUCGUCCGGAUCAUACGAAGGAUUUUCACGCGCUUCCGUAUGUGCCGCUCUAAGCGCGUUAGAAUCGGCUUUAAAUCAACCAUCCACCAGACGCAUUCUUCCCGUGACUUCUUCCGGGACGAUUGUACCACCGUCAAACAUGGAAACCGGCCUAUUGGCCACACAAAAUCGAAGCUUGCGUUCUCUAUCCCAGGGCGAAGCACGCUGGCGAGCGGUCAUCUGUCAAGCACUGGAACACUUACGCCUAUGUCACGGACUUCUUCGAUUACUCCGCACGGCAAAAGCGAAUCGUCCGUUCUGGCAACCGGCCAAACGUUGUCUUCCAAUUGUACUCACCCCGACUCAAAUCAGCCGAGCACAAAAAUCUGAUCCACCUGCCUGGUCCACUGCUCUCGUCCGAUUCCAGCAGUCGCUUCGAUGGCCGAUUGUGUUUGUUCAACUUUUGCCCAACAACGAAUACUAUAUUGUGUGUGAGGUGACUUCGGCUCCGGCUUUGAAUGUGCAAUACCAAUACAGCCUCCUGGUCUGUGCCCCAGUACCACCUCAGGCCGAGAUCACCUUAGAUUCACGGGGACUGCUAGUCUGGUCUGGAGGGAAUGUGACCCAAUCCACCGGAAUACUGUCGCCCACCGGAACAAAUCUGUUCGUACAAGUUACACAUUUUGUCCCGUUGCAAGUUGGCGCACUUUUGUUCGAAAACCCGUCCACCUCACUGAGUUUGCUUCAGUCAUGCACAGAAAAAGCUAAAGCUAAACUACUGAAUCAGCGUAAAUCUCGUGUGACCGAACUACUGAUGCGUAUGAGCCGGAAUUCGUUCCGGUCCGGGGCUCCCAUCACCAGCAGUUAUGUGUCACUGACCUCACCGAAACAAUGUGUCCUUGAAAGUCAGCUGAUCACUAUUCCACAAUUACUGCGGCUCUGUGGAACACUGGAAGAACGAAUUCUAAUCAACUGUUUCUCGUUGGAAUUAUCUCGUGCCGGUGUCGUUCACGAUGGGGUUCGCUACGAUGAAAGUGGCUACCUAUCUUCCAUUCGACUUAUCAGCAUCCCAUUCAAUCAGCCAUCAUGGCAAUCCUCCGACGUGCCUCCACUCUCGCAAUACGUCCGUGAACUCGUGCUUCGCCCGCACUUUGAUCCGUUCACGCAUCGACGUAGUUGGCAAUUGGACAUCCCAUUCACCGGAUUCUUGGCUCGUCUCAAUNCGUCUCAAUCGAACCCAACCAGAUUCGCAGUGUCGACCACUUCGACAUCAGACAGCCGAAUGGUCUGUAGACCGACUGGAAGAUUUCACUGUGGUCGUGAAGAAUAUUUUAAAUGA
Echinostoma caproni is the source of this 2172-nucleotide messenger RNA. Lineage: Eukaryota; Metazoa; Platyhelminthes; Trematoda; Plagiorchiida; Echinostomatidae. The record is from the annotation of a GenBank genome assembly.